Molecule: messenger RNA, 675 nt
Organism: Auanema sp. JU1783
Lineage: Eukaryota; Metazoa; Nematoda; Chromadorea; Rhabditida; Rhabditidae
Source: the annotation of a GenBank genome assembly
AUGGCCGAAUUUGGCGCGAUGAUAUUAAUGGACAACGGGAACCCAUUUGUAACGCCCCAGUCAACGCCUUUUUGUCUUUACGGCAAGUACACUUUCAACUCCUCUGCUAAUGGCAGUUCGCAGCAGGUUGCUCAGAAUAUUGCAUUAAAUGCUGACUACCCUGUGAUGGUAUUUAUCAGGACCACAAAUACCGCCCAGCCCACGCCAGUAAUAUCUUACCGGAAUGGAGGAAAUGUAUAUGUCGCGGGGGUUAAUCCCUAUAACAAGAGCUUCACGUUAACCGCAUAUAUAUUUGCCAUAUUUCCCCAGACGUUACCGAAAUGGGGGAUGGCCAUCUGGGAUGCGGCAGGAAAGCUGGUGCUCACUAAUGAGUCCCGGGUGUUGUCCGACCUACAGACAAUUGGAACGCCUGGCGCAAACGGAGGGAUAAAUAUCGAUCAGACACUUAGCGGGCCAUGGGCUGUUGCACCUGCACAGCUUGGCCAAAGCAUCGUUGUGAAUAACUCAACCCGGCCUCCGACAAUCUACACCAUUAAUGCUUAUUCGGCGUGCAGGUUUGACGGGGCCAAUACGAGGAUAAACGCAGGGGGGACCUCCACUGGCACAGGCUCUCCGGGAGGGGUAACGAAUACUGGAAUUUCCUUAACCGCGAUAAAUACAGCGGCCUAUGACUGA